AUGGAUUACUACAGAAAAUAUGCAGCUGUCAUUCUGGUCAUGCUGUCCAUGUUCCUGCAUAUUCUUCAUUCUCUUCCUGAUGGAGACCUUAUUAUUCAGGGUUGCCCAGAAUGUAAACUAAAGGAAAAUAAAUACUUCUCCAAGCUGGGUGCCCCCAUCUAUCAGUGUAUGGGCUGUUGCUUCUCCCGGGCAUACCCCACUCCUGCAAGAUCCAAGAAGACAAUGCUGGUUCCAAAGAACAUUACCUCGGAGGCCACAUGCUGUGUGGCCAAAGCAUUUACUAAGAACAGACCACCAACAUCCUGUAUGGCCUUUGGUGGUAACAUGGUCAUGGACAGUAACAUGACCUCAGGCUUGAGUACACCCAUGGACCCCAGCAUGGCCCUCAGCAACAACAUGGACAUAGACAGGAACAUGGCCUCAGGUGGCUGCAUAGGUCACUCACAUCAACAUGGCCCUCCAGUGACAGCACAGACCACAGACAUCAAUAUUGAUUCAGGCACUUAG
This is a messenger RNA of Grammomys surdaster, 507 nucleotides long. It is a transcript of the gene Cga, whose product is annotated as glycoprotein hormones, alpha polypeptide. Gene Ontology annotation, biological process: thyroid hormone generation; positive regulation of steroid biosynthetic process. Lineage: Eukaryota; Metazoa; Chordata; Mammalia; Rodentia; Muridae. Gene Ontology annotation, cellular component: extracellular region; follicle-stimulating hormone complex. Gene Ontology annotation, molecular function: follicle-stimulating hormone activity. Bases 1 to 507 code for a protein of 168 amino acids. The transcript is spliced from 3 exons. The record is from RefSeq and is a predicted model, not a curated record.